Medicago truncatula (barrel medic) is the source of this 1405-nucleotide messenger RNA. Its product is annotated as novel plant SNARE 13. Gene Ontology annotation, molecular function: SNAP receptor activity; SNARE binding. NCBI's taxonomy places the organism in Eukaryota, Viridiplantae, Streptophyta, Magnoliopsida, Fabales, Fabaceae. The record is from RefSeq and is a predicted model, not a curated record. Gene Ontology annotation, biological process: vesicle fusion. The coding region runs from base 257 to 1054 and encodes 265 amino acids. Gene Ontology annotation, cellular component: SNARE complex; Golgi apparatus; endoplasmic reticulum membrane. The transcript has 10 exons.
AAAAAAAAACAUUGUCUCUCUUGUUCUAAACUUUCCUUUCUUACUCUGUUCUUCAUCUACUUUCACAUUCCCUCUCUCACUCCAAUUCAAUUCAACCCAAAUCCUCGCGCAUUCUCUUACGCAUCACGAUUCCUUCACUUUCUUCUUUCAUUUUCCCGAGAAAAUUCAACAACCCUUAUACUCCCCACCAUAGGCUUCACCAAAACAACAACCUAGGGUUUCCGCCGGGUGAUCGAUUCUGUUGUCACCGGCGACAAUGGCUACCAGCUUGCAGAUGACUCCUCAGGUGGAGCAGAUUCAUGGACAAAUUCAUGAUAUUUUUCGAGCUCUCGCAAAUGGCUUCCAGAAGCUCGACAAGAUUAAAGAUUCCAAUAGACAAAGUAACCAGCUGGAAGAACUCACAGCGAAGAUGAGGGAGUGCAAAGGUUUGAUAAAAGAAUUUGAUCGUGAAAUUAAAGAUGAAGAUGGAAGAAAUCCCCCAGAAGUGAACAAACAGCUCAAUGAUGAAAAGCAAUCAAUGAUCAAGGAACUAAAUUCAUAUGUGGCAUUGAGAAAAACGUACAUGAGUACACUUGGUAAUAAGAAACUUGAACUUUUUGACACGGGGGCAGGGUCAAGUCAACCCAUGACCGAAGAAAAUGUUCAAUUGGCAUCAGAAAUGUCAAAUCAAGAACUUAUAAAUGCUGGGACGAAGACGAUGGAUGAAACUGAUCAGGCUAUAGAAAGAUCUAAGCAGGUUGUACAUCAAACAAUUGAAGUAGGUACCCAAACUGCCACAACCUUGAAAGGCCAAACUGAACAGAUGGGUCGAAUUGUUAACGAGCUUGAUUCAAUUCAGUUCUCAAUUAAGAAGGCUUCCCAGCUUGUGAAGGAGAUCGGAAGAAAGGUAGCUACCGAUAAAUGCAUCAUGCUUUUUCUGUUCCUUAUCGUCUGUGGUGUAAUUGCCAUCAUUGUUGUAAAGAUUGUGAAUCCACACAACAAAGAUAUUAGAGAUAUCCCAGGAUUGGCGCCUCCAGUUCCGACCAGGAGGCUUUUGUAUGUAAGGACUGGAUAACAUUUUGAUUAAUUCUUAUGCCUUGCAAGAGUUUCCUUCAUCCUCAUUCCACCACCCUUGAUUCUUGGUUAUCUUGUAUGAUACGAAAGUUGGAGUAAUGCUUUAUGGGGGCAUAUUUUGGAAAUCUUCAAUCAAUUUUUAAAUUAAAAGGUUUCAUGAUUGAGCUGUGUAUAUCCUGUUUGUGGUUUCUAUUCUAUAUAUUUCACAAGGAGCGUCUUUUUCAUUUUUUAGUUCCUUGUUACACUGUAACAUUUUAAAACAAUCAUGUAUGCCUCGAAUGAAAAUAAUACCAUAUAUUGGGGGACCUAUGGUUUACAUGACCCAUUCGAAUGAGACUUUUCCCCUUUUUUA